Molecule: messenger RNA, 258 nt
Organism: Oikopleura dioica
Lineage: Eukaryota; Metazoa; Chordata; Appendicularia; Copelata; Oikopleuridae
Source: the annotation of a GenBank genome assembly
AUGAACGAUGAAACUAAAGUCCUGUUAUUGAAGCUUCUUCUAUUGUUUGUCGCUAUUGGUUCUGUAGUCCUCUUUUGCUUUUUUGCUGAGAAAUGCACAAAGAAAAUCAGUGAUAGAGAUCCGGAAUCUGCAGAACCUGAUAUUGCGAUAGAAAACAAUGCUUAUGACAGUCAUAUACCUCUGGAAAUCAUACAACCAAAAGAGGACCAGCCACCAUCAUACGAAGAAGUCAUCAAUGGGCAAUCCAUAGAACUGUAA